AUGUCUCGAAAUAAUGUGAUAUAUAGACCACCCGAGUCUGAUUCCGAUGAUGAUUAUUAUGAUGGAUUUGCUUUUGGCGACGAUAUUAUACAAAAAACCAAACCGGUAACCAAUUGGCAGAGAAGUAGCGACGAAGAACUCUAUGAAGCAUUAAUAAAAGGCGAUUUGGAGGAACUUAAGCAACAAGUGGAGCUGACCAGAUUCGAUAUCGAUGAGCCAGUUCGAUAUGGUCUUACUAUGCUGCUGCACUCCUGCAAAGAAGGUUUCCUGGAUAUUGUUGAAUAUUUGAUUGAAGAUAAACAUGCCGAUGUCAAUAAGCAAGUUGACUCGAUAACACCGCUUAUGAAUUGUUGUGAUUCGAACUGCAGGGAUCCACUGGUAAUUGAAAAAAUGGCAAGGAUUCUAUUGUUGCACGGUGCUAUUGUCAAUGUAGCUGAUAAAUACGGAACAACACCCUUCAUGCUGGCCUGCAAAAAUGGCCAUACGAAAAUAGUACAAAUGCUAAUCGACGAAGUUAGUUUCGAUGCUGUGGACAAUCAGGGCUGUACACCGAUUUUCCAUGCCAUUGAAAAUAAUCGUGCCGAUAUUGUUAAAAUUCUUAUUGAUGCUGGUGUUAAUUACACCAUUGCCAACAAGAAGGGUUAUACACCAAUACAAGUUGCCCAAUUUCAUGGUUUCUAUGAUCUAUUGGAUAUAUUACCCAAGCAAAAGGAAACCUAUGUGGUACCAUCACAAUUUUUGGGCUAUAAUACCUUACGUGAUUAUAUACCACGUAUUUUCUUGAAGUCUGAAUGUCCGGAAUAUUUUCAAGAAAUCAAUACAAUUCUUUUGUCCAUCGGCAUGGAAAACUAUUUGGAAUAUUUUGCCAAAGAACGUGUACCUCUGUCAGAGUUUUUAUGUAUGCAAGAUCAGCGGCUUAAGGAAUUGGGCAUUGAAUUUCCAAUAUAUCGUAUGAAGAUUAUGAAAGGACUUUUGGAUUUCCACUUGCAUCAUUGGUCAAAGAAAUCAAUAGCUCGAGUUAGCAAAUCUUCCCAUGAAAACUUUUAUGAAAUUCUAAUGAUAACUGCCAAUCAUUUGCAACACUUGGUUAUUAUCAAUUCAACACUGAAGUUUGUUAAAAGUCAUUUAGAAAACAAUCUUUUGGGACCGGUCACCACGGAAAAUAUCACAACUUUACAACGCACAUUAAAAAGCUAUAAAGGAACUAUAAAAGAGCUUAAGAAGACAACAAAAUAUUUGGCUGGUUUUAGCCCACCUAAAAACCCUCUUUACAUUGACUACGAUGAAUACCUGGCCGAACGUAAACGUUCUAAAAUAAAAUAUUAUUUUAAGUAUACUACAAUAGCCAUAGGCAUAUCUGUAUUUAUAUGCUUAAAAGUAAAGCAAUUGUUCUAAAG
Molecule: messenger RNA, 1397 nt
Organism: Musca vetustissima
Lineage: Eukaryota; Metazoa; Arthropoda; Insecta; Diptera; Muscidae
Gene: Gasz
Product: probable serine/threonine-protein kinase DDB_G0278535
Exons: 6
Coding region: 1-1395 (464 amino acids)
Biological process (GO): piRNA processing
Cellular component (GO): pi-body
Molecular function (GO): protein binding
Source: RefSeq, a predicted model, not a curated record